GCCACAGUGCUGGCUCCAAUAAAUCUUUAAAAAUAAAUAAAUAAAAUAAAAGAAUAACAAGAACUCACCCCUGGCAAGGCCCCCCCUCCAAGAUGGCGGCCUCCUGCAGCCCCCUCCGCGGGGCUCUCCAAGUGCUCGCUGUCUCCCAGUGGGUCUUCUCCUUCUUAGCGCUCGCCCAGGUGUGCCUGGUGGCCUUGAUCUUUGUGUUCCUGAGCCGGGCCUGGACCCUUGGGGUCCUCUACCUGGUCUGGCUGUACUGGGACAGGGACACACCCAGGGCUGGAGGCCACCGCUUUGCCUUUGUCCGGGACUGGGCUGUCUGGAGACACUUCUGGGACUACUUCCCCUUCUCCAUGUAAUGGCAGGGACGCUGUGCUGGGGGUGGGGUGAGGCUAAGAAUACUGGGUACCCUUCUCCCCCAAGCUCAGCCUCAGGCCCGGGUGGUGCUGCCCG
Messenger RNA from Oryctolagus cuniculus (rabbit), 453 nucleotides. The record is from RefSeq and is a predicted model, not a curated record. NCBI's taxonomy places the organism in Eukaryota, Metazoa, Chordata, Mammalia, Lagomorpha, Leporidae.